AUGAAAAUACAUUUAUCAUCUGAUGAAGUAAAUUUAUUGGUAUAUCGAUAUUUAGUAGAAAACGGAUUUGUACAUACUUCUUUUUCUUUUUUCAAUGAAGGAAAUAUUUGUAAGAAUCCAUAUUAUAUGAGUCAUGGAGAUAAAUUACCUAGUGGUGCUUUAGUUUCCUUUUUACAAAAAGCUUUGAUAUUUAUUUAUAUAGAAUAUCAUACGGAUCAUAAUGAUGGUAAGAAAAUAGCAUGUGAAGAACCAUUUUCUUUUUUUCGAAGACAUGAUUGUUGGAAUAAUGAAUAUAAUUGUUUACAUCAACAAGAAAGAAAAAAGAAAAAAGAAAGAGAAGGGGAUGAUGAAAAUAUUAAUGAUGAUAUGAAUGAAAAAAUGGAUGAUAUGAUGGAUGAAAAAAGGGAUGAUAAAAAGUAUGAUCGUAUGAAUGAUACUGUGAAUAAUAACCAUGCAAAUAAUAAUAUAAAUGAUUACAACAAAAAUGUUAUGUUAAAUAAUAAUAAUAAUAAUGAUAGUUAUAAUAAUGAUAGUUAUAAUAAUGAUAGUUAUAAUAAUGAUAGUUAUAAUAAAGAUAGUCAUAAUAAUGAUAGUUAUAAUAAUUAUAAUCAUAAUAAUCAUAGUCAUAAUAUUGAUAAUCAUAAUAAUGAUAGUCAUAAUAAUGAACAGGAUGGAAAUGUGUUAAAACGGCAUACACCAUUAAGUAAUGUAAACGAUAGUAAAAAAGAAACUUUUAAUAAAAAUACUGAUGAUGAUCUUAAUAAUAAUAAUGAUAAGUCGUCCACUAAUCAUUUUAAUAUCAUGAAUACAAAUGACACAAGUUUUGAUAAUAAAGAAGAAACUAAAGUUCUAAAAAAUAAAAAUAAUAUUUAUAGAAAUAGCUUUUCGAAUUUCGCCACGUUUAAUUAUAAUGAUAGUAAUUUAUCCUUUAAGGAUAUCAAAAGGAACUAUGCAAGUAUUUUUGCUCAAGUCAAGACUCCAAGAAGAAAUGCUUCAAAUAAUAAAAAGAAAAAAAUAAGUAAUAAAAGUAAAGAUGAUGUUGUAGAAAAUAAAGCAAACAUGGACAAUACAAAUAAUAAUGAUAAUAAUGAUAAUAAUGAUGAUGAUAAUAAAAACAAUAAUAACAAUAAUAAUAAUAACAAUAAUAAUAAUAAUAAUAAUAAUAACAAUAAUAAUAAUAAUAACAAUAAUAACAAUAAUAAUAAUAACAAUAACAAUAAUAACAAUAAUAAUAACAAUAAUAACAAUAAUAACAAUAAUAACAAUAAUAAUAAUAAAAAUUAUUGUGAUGUAAAAAGUGAAGAACAAAAUUUCUCUUCAAAGAAAAGAAAAAAAUGCGGUAGCUUAAAAACAGCCAACAUAAAAGGUUCACAAAAUAAAACUACUGAUGGUAAUAAUAACAAUAUAAAUAACAGUAAUAGUAGUAGUUGUUGUAGUAAUAAUAAUAAUGAAUCAGAUAUAAAAAAUGUUCAUGUUAAUAAAAAUAAAAAUCAACAAGAGAAUUAUAUCAAGGAUUUAAUACUAUUAAAUAAUGAAGAUAAUAAUAAUAAUAAUAAUAUUCAUAUUGAAGAUAAUGAAUCCUUUCAAAAUCAUGAAAAGGAAAAUUGUGAUAUAUCUUUAAAUAAAAAAAAUAAUGCAAACAUAAAUAAUAUAAGUAGUAAUUGUAGUAGUACAACCUAUAGUGGUAGUGCUACGAGUCAUAAAAGGAAAAAAAAGAAAAAAAAGAAAAAGAAAGAACAGACUAAUGAAGGUAAGAAAAGUGUGAAGGGUAUAAACAAAAAGGACAAAAAAAGGAAUUCCAAGGUUGAGAGCAAAAAGGAACAAGCAUUUGUAAAAAUUGUGGCUGAUGAGAAGAAUAAUAAGGAUGAGGAGUAUAUGGAUUUACCAGAGAAAAAAAUAUUACAUAAUGAUGAUAAUAAAUUAAAUAGUGGUGAUAAUAAAUUAAAUAGUGAUGAUAAUAAAUUAAAUAGUGAUGAUAAUAUUAGUAAUAAUUUAAUAAAUGAUAACAUUUCUACUGUUAAGGGUAAAGAACAGAUUAUAGCACCCAUAAUUAAUACAUAUGAUGAUAUUAAUAAUAAUAGUAAUAGCACGAAUGGAAAUAUGAACGAAGAAAUAUAUGCACAUAUAAAAGAACAUAGUCAUUCGAUUUCUUACAUAAGUUCAUUAGAAAAUAGUGCAGACAAGUUGAAGGGACAAAAACAAAAUGAUACCAAUGAAGUAGAAUAUAAUUCGUUUGAUAAAAAUAAUAAAGAUAAAGAAAUUAAUAACGUGGAAAGUGAAAAUUGUUGGUUAUCCAAGGUAGCAUCUUAUAUAUUGCCUUCAGCAAAAAAGAAUAAUGAAUCGAUUAAAAAGGAAGAAGGGGAUAUUCCUAAAGAAGAUGAAAAAAAUGAUAAUAACAUAAAUAAUAACAACAAUAAUAAAAAUAGUAGUCGCAGUAGUCGUAGUAGUCGUAGUAGUCGUAGUAGUCGUAGUUGUAGUAGUAGUAGUCGUAGUCGUAGUAAUCGUAGUAGCAAUAAUAAUGUGAGUGAUAUUCAUGUGGAUGAUUAUAUUAAGAAUGAUUUUAAUAUGAAUGUCUCCAAAAUAUUGAGUAACGAACUAAAUUACAACGAAUUUGGAGAUAACAUAUGUAAUUUCCAUAAUAAGGAAUCAGAUAGUGUGUAUGAUAAGGAGGAUGAAAAAUAUCGAUAUAAUCAUGAUACUUUGAAGGAAGAGAAACUUGUUGAUUGUUAUAUGAAUAGUAAUAUUGAAGAAGAACAUUUAUUAAAAGAAAGAGAAAGAAAAGAUAGUGAUGUUACUAGUUUUAAUAAUGAGAGUUAUAUUAGUAAUAAUACAUAUGAACCCUUUAAAAGUGAUUAUACUGAAGAUAAAAAUUAUGAUAAAUGCUUUAAGUAUUAUAAGGAUGAUACACAUAGUAUCAGGAAUAAAGAUCCUAAUACAUUUGGUAAGGAUAUAGAAUUUUUUACCGGUAAAAAUAUUUCAUAUACUCACAACAAUGUAGAAGAUAGUUGUUAUGAAUAUAAUGAAAAAGAAAAGCCUAUAUUUUUGAAGAACUGUAAAGACAAAACAAGUGAUAAUAAAUUUAAUAAUGAUAUUGUCCAUAUGGAAAAAAAAAAAAAAAAAAAAUGA
This is a messenger RNA of Plasmodium reichenowi, 3126 nucleotides long. RefSeq lists its product as hypothetical. Bases 1 to 3126 code for a protein of 1041 amino acids. The transcript has a single exon. The record is from RefSeq and is a predicted model, not a curated record. NCBI's taxonomy places the organism in Eukaryota, Apicomplexa, Aconoidasida, Haemosporida, Plasmodiidae. Gene Ontology annotation, molecular function: protein binding.